ACAGGGGAGAAGCCUUACAACUGCUCUCAGUGUGGAAAGAGUUUUACCCAGUUAGGGCACCUUCAAAACCAUAAGAGAACACACACAGGGGAGAAGCCUUUCCAAUGCUCCCAGUGUGGAAAGAGAUUUAUCCAGUUAGGGAACCUUCAAAACCAUAAGAGAACACACACAGGGGAGAAGCCUUACAACUGCUCUCAGUGUGGAAAGAGUUUUACCCAGUUAGGGAGCCUUCAAAACCAUAAGAGAACACACACAGGGGAGAAGCCUUACAACUGCUCUCAGUGUGGAAAGAGUUUUACCCAUUUAGGGAGCCUUCAAAACCAUAAGAGAACACACACAGGGGAGAAGCCUUACAACUGCUCUCAGUGUGGAAAGAGUUUUACCCAUUUAGGGAGCCUUCAAAACCAUAAGAGAACACACACAGGGGAGAAGCCUUACAACUGCUCUCAGUGUGGAAAGAGUUUUACCCGAUUUGGGAACCUAAAAUCGCAUGAGAAAAGACACACAGGAGAUAAGCCUUACCACUGCUCACAUUGUGAAAAGAGUUUUGCACGGUUAGGCACCCUUAAACUACAUAAAAGAAUACACACAGGGGAAAAACCAUUCCAAUGCUCUCAGUGUGGAAAUACAUUUUCCCGAUCAGGGGACCUGACAUCACAUGAGCGAAUACACACAGGGGAAAAGCCUUACCACUGUUCCCAUUGUGAAAAGAGUUUCAGCUGGUCAGGGCAACUGAAAGAGCAUGAGAGAACACACACAGGAGAGAAGCUUUUUCAAUGCUCUCAGUGUGCAAAGUGUUUUGCUCAAUUAAGGAGCCUGAAAAGUCAUGAGAGAACACACACAAGAGAAAAGCCUUUCCAAUGAUCUCAGUGUGGAAAGGGUUUUACCCGGUUAGGGUACCUGAAAACACGAGGUGACACACAAAGGAGGGUAGCCUCACCUCUGCUCCCAGUGUGGAAAGUUUUACCCAAUUAAGGGUCCUGAAAGAGCAGAAUACAUACUCUUCAUGUCACUACUCAUUUGUCAGAGGACCUGAAAUCAUAUGAGAGAAAAGAGGCUGUGUUCUGACAUUUUUGACUGAAAUAUAUUUUGAUUUGUU
Coregonus clupeaformis (lake whitefish) is the source of this 1099-nucleotide messenger RNA. Its product is annotated as zinc finger protein 135-like. Gene Ontology annotation, biological process: regulation of transcription by RNA polymerase II; central nervous system development. Gene Ontology annotation, molecular function: RNA polymerase II cis-regulatory region sequence-specific DNA binding; DNA-binding transcription factor activity, RNA polymerase II-specific. The record is from RefSeq and is a predicted model, not a curated record. Gene Ontology annotation, cellular component: nucleus. The transcript has a single exon. NCBI's taxonomy places the organism in Eukaryota, Metazoa, Chordata, Actinopteri, Salmoniformes, Salmonidae. The annotation marks the transcript as partial.